This is a messenger RNA of Penaeus chinensis, 2732 nucleotides long. Its product is annotated as sodium-dependent proline transporter-like. Gene Ontology annotation, cellular component: membrane. The record is from RefSeq and is a predicted model, not a curated record. Gene Ontology annotation, biological process: sodium ion transmembrane transport. Lineage: Eukaryota; Metazoa; Arthropoda; Malacostraca; Decapoda; Penaeidae. The transcript has 14 exons. The coding region runs from base 613 to 2580 and encodes 655 amino acids. Gene Ontology annotation, molecular function: L-amino acid transmembrane transporter activity.
AACUUGUCGCGCCUCGGAUGCGAGGCUGACAUCUGACCACUGUACUAGCCCGUAGGCUAAAGGCGGGCAGAAAAGGAAAAUUAUAUGUUCAUGGUAGUUAUGUAUACCGAUGCUCAAAGACUUUUUAGACUCUUGUUACAGAGCAAGGGAAGUGUUGGCUCAGCGGUUGCGUGCGACAGCGUAAUGAACUUAAUGUAACUUUUGAGUUCCCAGGAAUUUUCAGCUCCAAACUUCAACAUAUGUUCCAGCUGACUGUUGGUAUGAAACAAUGGCUGCUGUAGUAUUACGAAAAUGUAAAUAAUGAGGUUUAUGAACAGACUUAAAAAAAUAACUGAGUGAUACAUACUUACAUACAUGCAAAUUAUAUCACUGUCUAUUGAUUCUAUAAUUACCAGUAAAUUAAUUAGAAUGUGAAAAGAAUAUAUUUCUAAAAAUCCCAAAGUACUGGGUAUUUUAUAAUUGUCUUCAUUGCUACUAAACACCACUGAAUUCCUUUGCUAAAACUUCUGGUUCACAUGUUUUCGGUAUCAACUAUAUUUUCUUUGUUAGUGUGUGCGUGCCUGUCUGUGCGUAUGCGUAUGCUUAUAUGCCACUGACCUUGGAAGGUUUUUAAUGCAAGCGUUCUUGUUCCUUAAUCUAUAUCUUAUGUUCCUAAACAGAAGGUUUUUUUAUGCACAUAUUGAACUGGGUGGCAACGCCAGUGUCCUUUGCAAGUGGCAACCAGCUAGGCUUCCAACACGCACUCUCAGUCUCGGUCUCCAAUUCAGGGAAAGGACAUCAGAGAAAGUUCGUCCGCUUUUUCAGAGACUGCCCUUCCAAGGAGCCAUGGCCGACAUUGAGCUGGCUCCCCUCCCAGCGCCGAACGGGAACGAUCUCUCGCCUCCCGCUGCCUCUCAUGACGAAGCCGCGCGAGACGAUGACGAUGACGACGAGCGCAAGUCCUGGUCGUCGCCCCUCGACCAUUUGGGGAUCCUGCUGUGCUUCGUCGGGGGAAUCGGACAAGUCCUUCGAUUUCCACAUUAUUAUUACGCUAAUGGAGGAGGAGCUUUCCUUCUCGUUUAUCUCCUCUUGCUGGGUCUCUUCGGGAUUCCUCUCAUGCUGCUGGAGUCCUUCGUAGGGCAGUUCAGCUCCUCCAACAGCAUAGGAGCGUAUUCUUCCUACCCUGCAUUCAAAGGCAUUGGAAUAGCGAACUGCAUAGUGUUGAUACUGAUCUGCCCCUGUUUCACUGUGUCCAUCGGCUUCUCUCUCCUCUACCUGGUGUAUUCCUUUACUUACAUAGACAAGUGGGGGGUCUGUGGUAACUAUUGGAAUAGUUACUCAUGUGUGGAUAUGGGGAACUACAAUGAAUCUGACUAUUACGCGACUGUUCCAGCAAUGGAAUUCUACCAACACGUCAUUCUGAACGUGCCUGAAGGAGGCUUCUCGUGGUCUCAGAGCCUGGCCGUCCUCCUGGUGUGGAUUAUCGCCUUCUGCGCCCUCUUCGGCGGGGUCAAAGUCCUCGGGAAGGUGAUGUGGGUUACUGCUGGAACGUCGCUUCUGUUACUGAUCGCGUUGUUCUUCCGUGGUGUCACGCUGCCCGGGGCGAGGGAAGGCCUUAAAUUCCUGGUCUACUUUGAUGUUUACUCUCUGAUAAGCUAUAAUACCUGGAACUCUGCAUCCUCACACGUCCUGUACACAUACACGCUUGGCUUCGGCAUCUACACGACGCUGGGUUCCUUUAGCAAAUUCCGCCACAGUGUCGUAAGAGACGUCUUGGCGGUGGCUGCGGCUUCGCUUCUGAUGGAAAUAUUCUCGGCAAUAACAGUCUGGUCCAUCAUUGGAUUUCUAAUGCAUAAUUCGGGGAUGCCAGUGUACGAGGCAGCAAGUUCAGGGGGUGGUUCCCUGAGCUACGGAACUCUGCCCCAAGCGUUCUCUAUGAUGUCUCAGCCCACGUUCUGGUCCACCUUGUUCUCUCUGACAAUGUUUCUCCUCUCUAUAUCCACGUUUAUCGUGUUCAUCCAUGUGUUGGUGGAGCUCGUCUCAACUGCCUUCCGCCGGAGGUGCCAGAAGCAGUGGCUGUUGGUUCUUGUAGUGUGCCUCCUCGGCUUCCUUUUCUCCCUCGUGUAUUGCUCCUCGGUUGGAAACAGCUGGUUGUCCUUCGUUGACAAUUUCGCUACCAUCCUCACGCCCCUUGUAGUCUGUGGCCUGGAGGUUAUCAUCUUUGUUUACCUUUAUGGUGCGGGCUAUCUUGCGAGGGAUGUGGAGAUGCUGAGCAACAGUUUUGUGUCCUAUUACUGUUACUUCACCUGGAGUGCUACUGUGCCUCUGUUCCUGCUGAUGAUUUUUAUCAGCAAUCUGCUCGGCCUCAUUAGUAUAAGCGAAUACUUCGGCUUCCAAGGAGCAGUGUAUUUGUUUGCCAUCUCGUCUGCGCUGGCCAUCCCUAUCUACAGUCUCUUCUACGUUUUCCGUGACGACUGUUGCAAGAAAUUGAAGUGGAAGGUGACGCCGUGGGGACCAAAAAGGCCGAGCGAUAGGACAGCUUGGGAGCGCUUCUGCAAUGAGCGUCCUGUCCGCCGCAGCCUCGUCCAUCGAAGGUUCUAGGAGAUGACCCUCACCCGCAGACCAUUCGAGAAAAGGAUCCUUGUCCGUUGAACCCUCUGGAAGAUGAGGCUCAUGUCCCGAAAUUUCUAAAGGGUGAGCCCACUCAUGUCAAAAAUGAAUAUUAUAGUUAAAUAAAGAUAUUUUACACCGUG